ACUCUCCGCUCUCAGCAGUAUCUCACAACCAAAUCUCCAACGCAAUGGCAUUCAAGUUCGUCGCACUCUUCGCCCUGAUCGCCGCCGCCAGCGCUGGCGUCCUGCCCGCCGCUCAGGUCUACCAUGCUGCUCCCGCCGUGGCCACCUAUGCCGCCCCAGCUGCCGUUGUCAAGACAAUUGCCCCUGUGGCCCAGCAUGUGAUCACCAAGGCUGCCGAGGAAUACGAUCCCCAUCCCCAGUACAAGUACGCCUACGAUGUCCAGGAUGCCCUCUCCGGCGACUCCAAGAGCCAGGUCGAGGAGCGCGAUGGUGAUGUGGUCCGUGGCGAGUACUCUCUGGUCGAUGCCGAUGGCUACAAGCGCACCGUCCAGUACACUGCCGAUCCCAUCAACGGCUUCAACGCUGUCGUCAACCGUGAACCCCUCGUCAAGGCCGUUGCCGUUGCCCCCGUUGUGAAGACCAUUGCUGCUGCCCCCGUUGCCCACUAUGCUGCCCCCGCCGUGGCUCACUAUGCUGCCCCAGCUGUGGUCAAGACUGUGGCUCCCGUUGCCCACUAUGCUGCCCCAGCUGCUCACUAUGCCAGCUAUGCCGCCCCCGCUGUUGCCUACCAUCAUUAAGUUUGUUACGCUGCCAGUGAUUUGUUAUAGUUUUAUAUCGAAGAAUAAAUGUUAAAAGU
Molecule: messenger RNA, 676 nt
Organism: Drosophila sulfurigaster albostrigata
Lineage: Eukaryota; Metazoa; Arthropoda; Insecta; Diptera; Drosophilidae
Product: larval cuticle protein A2B-like
Cellular component (GO): extracellular matrix
Source: RefSeq, a predicted model, not a curated record